ACUACUGACCAAUCGCUGCGUGGAAGAGGCGUUUCCUUUGCUAUUUAUUCUACUGUUGAGGAGCAGCCUGGGCUCGUCUGACGCAGAUCACUUCUCUCCGGUCAGUUCUCAAGGAGUCAUCAAGGAUUUGCUUAUAGAAAUGGCGAACAACGUCCCACGUGAGCCGGAGCAGCUUCGCAAGCUGUUCAUUGGAGGUUUGAGCUUCGAGACCACAGAUGAAAGCCUGCGGGCUCACUUUGAGCAAUGGGGGGGUCUUACAGAUUGUGUGGUCAUGAGGGAUCCCAACACCAAGAGAUCCAGGGGCUUUGGAUUUGUCACAUACUCGUCAGUUGAUGAAGUUGAUGCUGCCAUGUCUGCCCGCCCUCAUAAAGUUGAUGGGAGAGUUGUUGAACCUAAACGAGCCGUUUCCAGGGAGGACUCAAACAGGCCAGGUGCCCAUGUUACAGUGAAAAAGAUCUUUGUUGGGGGCAUCAAGGAGGAUACAGAGGAGUCGCACCUGCGAGACUACUUCACACAAUUUGGCAAGAUUGAGGUCAUUGACAUCAUGACUGACCGUAAUACAGGAAAGAAGAGGGGCUUUGCCUUUGUGACCUUUGAUGAUCACGAUUCAGUCGACAGGAUUGUCAUCCAGAAAUAUCACACAAUCAACUCCCACAACUGUGAAGUCAGGAAGGCCCUCACAAGACAGGAAAUGCAGACUGCAGGAAUGGGAAUGAGAGGCCGCAACACUGGUGGAAGGCCCUAUGACUGCGACAGAUUCAGCCAGGGUGGCAGAGGCAGAUAUGAUGAUGGUCCUUACAAUUGCAAUGGGGGUGGUGGCUAUGGAGGUGGUCCUGGCGGUCCUGGUGGAUACAAUAAUGGCGGUGGUGGCGGCGGCAACCGAGGGUAUAACCAGGGUGGCUACAACCAGGGUGGUGGAGGCGGCGGAGGCUAUGGUGGAAAUGGCUAUGAUGCCAACGGCUAUGGCAACUGUGGUGGUGGUGGCGGCGGCGGUGGCAAUAACUACAACAACAUGGGCCACUACGAUCCACAGGCCUCCAACUUUGGCCCAAUGAAGAACAACUAUGGUGGUGGCGGCGGCGGCGGUGUUGGAAGGAACUUUGGUGGCGGCUACGGAGGUGGCUCCAACAGUGGUGGAUAUGGCCGUCAAGCACGGUUUUGAAAUGUGAAUUGGACUGAGUACUUAGGAGAGGAGAGCAAGGAGAGGAGAGCAAGCGAAGUGACAGGGCAGCUGCAGGUUUACCUCCUAAAUCUGCUCAGCCAAACAGUUGUGGCAGGUUACAGCUGCUGCAAGAAGAGAUGUACAGUAGAUAAAUCAUGGAGGGUCUUCAUUUAAAAGUUUUGUGUUUUUUCAUCUAAAUGUAUUUCUGGAAAGCAAGCAUUCCAAUGAGGUUUUUAUGUAGUUUUUUUUUUUCCUGGUUUUUAUUUGUAACUGCAACCAAUCAAGCUGAAAUAAACCAUCUUUCAGUUUUUUUAAAGUC
Messenger RNA from Epinephelus fuscoguttatus (brown-marbled grouper), 1481 nucleotides. It is a transcript of the gene hnrnpa1b, whose product is annotated as heterogeneous nuclear ribonucleoprotein A1b. Bases 140 to 1162 code for a protein of 340 amino acids. The transcript is spliced from 11 exons. Lineage: Eukaryota; Metazoa; Chordata; Actinopteri; Perciformes; Serranidae. Gene Ontology annotation, molecular function: RNA binding. The record is from RefSeq and is a predicted model, not a curated record.